AUGGCCGCGUUUUGCUACCCGUACAGCUUGCCGAACAUCAAGAAGAACUUGAGCGAAGAAUGUAAACGAAGUGGAGAAAUGACCUUCUGGUUUCUCCGCAGUCUUUACUGCGACGCCAUGGAAACUGUAAGCGGUAAUCGGGCAAAUCUGCUUGACGCUAGUUUACCAUUCGAAGAGGCCUCAGCUGUAGAAAUCACCACGAUGCAGCAAAUGGAUGCCGGCAGAGAAGCACCGAUGAGCUCUUUGGUGACAAUGCUCCCACCUCCUCCAUCCAUCACGUCCACCGGCGGUUGGCAUAACAACAUCAAGGAGUAAGCUUCACUCACCAUUUCGUCGUUAUUCCGUGUAUCGUUCUUCGAAGUUAUUCGUUUUCAGUAUUUUUUUAUUCACAUUAAAAUGAAGGAAUAGUUUUCUCGAUCCGUGUUCAGAAAGUGAAUUCCUUCGUUUAAACUCACCGGUUAAUGUUGCGUUCCACUUCGUGAACGUACAGCAGAUAUGAUUCACCAAUAAAGAUCGCGCUCUAUUUCACUCCGAGUAAUGAAAAA
Messenger RNA from Notodromas monacha, 545 nucleotides. NCBI's taxonomy places the organism in Eukaryota, Metazoa, Arthropoda, Ostracoda, Podocopida, Cyprididae. The record is from the annotation of a GenBank genome assembly.